UAGAGUUUAUAUUUUACAACAGAAAAUCGUGCAUCUUGAUAACUGAGUGCGUUAACACGCGUGCGCGUUGUAUAUAUACGAGUAGGUUUUAAUUCUUUGAAUGUGUUGGUGUGAAUGAGUAAGUACUUGAUAGUGCGUAUAUAUACAUACACUUCUAAAUAAUCUUGUAUUUUUGAGAUUUGUGUAACAUUCUGUUACAAUGGAAGAAACUUCACUGGAUUAUUCUCUUUUAAAAACAAGUCAGGAAGAAAACUUGAACACAUCUUCACCUGCCUUAAAUUACAAAAACCGGAUAUCAAUGCAAAAAUCGACUUUCUAUGUCGUAUUGCUCAGUGUUUCUAUUUUGCUCAUUGGAAGUGGAAUUCUCGUGUAUCUACUGUCGAAUAAGAAUAGCACUUGCCGAUGUAUUAUUCCAGACGGAUGUUUUAUUAAUGCGAGACUAAAUUCCUCGCUGAACCUUUUAUCCGGAGCUACAAUGCCACAUUUGCAGACGACAUAUUCUCGUGAACAGACGACAAAUUCUCAGAAUCUCACGUUGCCUUCAUUCACGACGAAUUUUCAAAAUACUACUUCUGCUGUAACUACGCCGAAGGAAUCAGUGCAUGUUGGAACAAGUUCGGCGACAACUUCGCCUCCACUAAACACAACAACAGAAGUACAAGAUUGUCCUGACAACUGGAUUUCAUAUGGACAGUCGUGUUAUUUCAUCAGUAACCAAUCGGCAAGCUGGAUAGAUGCGAUGAUUCGAUGUCAAAAACUGAACGGUUACCUUGCCGAGAUUACAUCUGCUGACGAAGAUCAGUUCCUGAAACACCAUAUUGAAACACGUGACAGACAAAACAGUAGAGAAUGCUUCAGUACCUCCUCAAAUCAAUAUAGAGGCACUACAACUACGACGUACGACGGGCACACGUGUCAGCGCUGGGAUUCACAAACUCCCCACAAACAUACACGAAAUCAACCCAACAAGUUUCCAGAGAGAUCUGUGGCAAAUGCUGCUAACUAUUGUCGAGAUCCCGACGGAGAAGGGUUACCAUGGUGUUACACAACAGACCCAAAAUUCAGGUGGCAGUAUUGUGGCAUUUACGAGUGUCCAGGUGGGAACUACUGGGCCGGAAUGGUCGUGCUGGAAGAUGUCUGGAAAUGGAUCCAAACGGAGACUGAACUUGAUCAAGGUUACACUAACUGGUCUCUAACUAAACAAUACUGGGGUCUUUGCGGGGCAUUAAUUUCGGACUUAAAAUAUCAAUGGAAGAGAAGCAAAUGUUCACAUACGGCAAUGUACAUUUGCGAACAGACGAAAUAUCAAUAAGACAGUUGUCGUCUGUUUCAGAACGCUUCGUGAAAUCAGACAUUAAUUGAACGCAGAACGCAGAACAAUGCUGCCAGCGUUCUUUGCCGUAAAAUGGAACUAUUUUACAACAAACAAUUCAUGAUCAUUUGAUAUAUUUUGUACAAAUACAUUAUAUUAUAAUCUUU
This is a messenger RNA of Ruditapes philippinarum (Manila clam), 1479 nucleotides long. RefSeq names its product plasminogen-like. Gene Ontology annotation, molecular function: endopeptidase activity; signaling receptor binding. The transcript is spliced from 5 exons. Lineage: Eukaryota; Metazoa; Mollusca; Bivalvia; Venerida; Veneridae. The record is from RefSeq and is a predicted model, not a curated record. The coding region runs from base 200 to 1312 and encodes 370 amino acids.